AAAGGCCCACCUCUUCAGGUGGAAGAAGGAAGGACGUCAAGGCAAGUGGGGCUGGCAGCCAUGCCAGGGAGCUGCUCCUCUCCCAGCCGCGCCACAGAAGCAACCGGGGCGGGAAUGUGCUCCCGGAGCAUCGCAGGGGCGUUCCUGGAGGUCUCCGGCAAGGCGGUGAGCCUCUCGGAUGCCGUCCGGGAGCACCUGCUUCAUCCUGACCUUGCGCUCUCCCUCCUGGAGGCCCAAGCAGCCACCGGUGGAAUUGUUGACCUCGAGAGGAAGGAGCCGCUUCCUGUGGCGGAGGCCGUGGCACGGGGACUCGUGGGGUUGGAGCAGAAGGAGAAGCUGCUGUGUGCAGAGCGUGCCGUGACAGGCUUCCCAGACCCCUACACGGAAGAGAAGAUCUCCCUCUACCAAGCCAUCCAGAAAGAGCUGCUGGGGAAGGAGCACGGCCUCCGCCUCCUGGAAGCCCAAAUAGCCACAGGAGGCAUCAUUGACCCCGUCACGCACCAGCGCGUCUCUCUUCAGGAGGCCUACGCCCAUGGCUACCUCGAGGAGGAUCUGCACACCUUCCUCUCGGAUCCGGGGAAUGAGGAGGCCAAGACCUACCUGGACCCCAACAGUAACCAGAACGUCACCUAUGCAGAGCUGAUGCAGAGGUGCGUUGCAGAUCCAGACACAGGCCUGCUCCUGCUGCCCCUAAAGAUCUCCUUCCCCGGACUGCGAGGAGCCGUCUGCAGCCAUGAGCUCCUGGACUCUGGGGUCAUUGACUCAGCUACAUUCAGAGCCCUCCAUCACGGAGAGCUCACCGCCCAGGAAGUGGCAGAGAUGGAUGCGGUGCAGCAGUACCUCUCGGGGACAAACAGCAUCGCUGGCGUUGCCGUCCUGCAAACGGGUGAGUGCAAGAGCCUGUACCAGGCUUUGUCAGAGCACCUCCUCAUGCCAGGGACAGCCGAGAUCCUCCUUCAGGCUCAGGCCGCGACAGGAGGCCUGAUCGACCCGGCGAGGAACAAGAGGCUUGACCUUGACGAAGCCGUCCGAUCAGAAGUGGUGGGGCCAGAACUCUACGAGAAGCUGUCUUCAGCCGAGAGAGCCGUGACUGGGUACCGAGAUCCCUGCACUGGGGAGACGCUCUCGCUGUUUCAAGCCCUGAAGAAGGGUCUGGUACCCAGGGAUCCGGGGCUGUUCCUGCUGGAGGCCCAGCUUGCCACCGGUGGCAUUGUUGACCCACACACGCACCACCGUCUCCCUGUGGAGGUGGCCUGCCAGAGAGGUCAUCUGGACAAAGACACCCUCAGCCGCCUCUCCCAGCCCAACGACGACCUCCGUGGCUUCUUUGACCCCAACCUGAAGAGGAACUUGUCCUAUGCAGAACUGCUCUUGAGAUGCGUCACGGAUCCAGACACAGGGCUCUGCCUUUUCCCCCUUUAUGGUGACCCCAGGAGGGAGCACCCCUUCAUUGAGCACAGGACACAGAGCCUGCUGAGGAACACCAUCGUACCUGUGCCCUCGGGCAAGUUCAGGGGCAAGCCUACUUCUCUCUGGAAGCUUCUGUUCUCCGACUACUUUACAAAGGAGCAGAGGAGAGCUCUCCUCCAACAGUUCCACUCUGGAGGGCUUUCCAUCCACAGAUUCGCUGACAUGGUCUGUGACACGGUCCGACAGGUUUCGGCCAACCCCAGGAUCACUUUUGAAGGCCUGAGGAGCAAGGUGACCCCCGCUCAGCUCUUGAGCUCCGAAAUCAUCAACAAGGAUCUGUUUGAGAAAUUAACCCAAGGAGAGACGUUGGCCAAAGACGUGGGGAACAUGAGCACCGUGAAGAAGUACUUGGAAGGGACGGGAAGCAUCAGCGGGUUGCUCCUGCCGGACUCCCAGGAGCGGAUUGGCAUCUACCAGGCCAAGAGGAAAGGCCUUCUGCGGCCAGGGACAUCCCUCGUCCUCCUGGAAGCCCAGGCUGCCACGGGACACAUCAUUGAUCCAGCCGCCAACAAGAAAUACUCCGUGAAUGAGGCUCUGCAGGCCAACGUCAUUGGGCCAGAUGUUUACGACAAGCUCCUGGCAGCCGAGAAAGCCGUUACUGGCUACCGGGACCCUUACACCGGGUCCAAGAUCUCUCUCUUCCAAGCCAUGGGGAAGGAUCUGAUUGUCAAGGAACACGCGAUCCGCCUGCUAGAGGCCCAGAUUGCCACCGGAGGCAUCAUUGACCCCGUCAACAGCCACCGCCUGCCUGUGGAGGCCGCCUACAAGCGGGGGUACUUUGACAAGAAGAUGAACCUGAUCCUCUCCGACCCCAGUGACGACACAAAGGGCUUCUUUGACCCAAAUACUCACGAGAACCUGACCUACUUGCAGCUGAAGGAGAAGUGCAUUAUGGAACCCACCACCGGCCUCUGCCUCCUGCCGCUGAACAGCAAGAGGCGCCAGUUCAUUGAUGAGGCCACCAAGCAAGGGUUUAGGACCUCCUGGCUCAUUGUCAAGCACGGCCGCUUCCAGGGACAAAGGGUCUCGCUGUGGGAUCUGCUCAACUCAGAGUACUUCACUGAGGGAAAGAGGAGGGAGAUAUUCAACCACUACCGCCUGCAGAAGCUCAGCCUCAAGCAAAUCCACCGCCUUCUUGAGGAGGAGAUGAAGAAAUGGGCCCGCAUCAAGUUCCCAGCCAUAAGGGGCCAGGUCACGGCCUACCAUCUGGUGGAGACGGGCAUCAUUGACAAGGCCCUCUUCGAACAACUGCUGGACGGGGCCGUGAGCCCCGAGGAGGUGCUGCGCAUGGAGUCCGUCAGGAAGUACCUCUACGGCACCGGCAGCAUCGGGGGAAUUGUGCUGCAGCCUUCCAACGAAAGGUUGAGCCUCUAUGAAGCUAUCCAGAGGAACAUUGUCUUGCCGGGGGUGGCGCUGCCCUUGCUCGAGGCGCAGGCGGCCACUGGCUUCAUCAUUGACCCCGUGAGCAAUCAGAAGCUCCGCCUGGACGACGCCGUGAAGGCAGGCCUUGUUGGCCCUGAACUUUAUGAGAAGCUGCAACGUGCAGAAGAAGCCGUCACCGGCUACAAGGACCCUUUCACCGGCAAAAGGAUUUCCCUCUUCCAAGCCAUGCAGAAGGGCCUUGUGGCCGACAAACAGGCCAUUCAACUGAUGGACGCCCAGAUGUCUACAGGCGGUGUCAUUGACCCCCACAGUGGCCACUAUGUCCCAGUAGAGUUUGCCCAGAAGAAAGGUUACGUGGAUGAGGGCCUCUGCAAAGCACUGUCUGACCCAAGCAGUGACACCAAAUUGUUCAGCUCUCUUGACAAGAAAGAAAGUGUCUCCUAUGGCCAGCUGAUGGACCAGUGCCAGAAGGAUGAUGUCUCAGGCAUUCACCUGUUGCCUCUGUCGCAGGAAGCUUCUCCCGUCUACUCCGAGGAGCAGAUCGAGCGGCUCUUCAGGGCCACCCUCGUGGAAGGCAGGGGCCUCUCCCUCUGGGAGCUCCUUCACUCCGGCUAUUUCACCGAGGAGCAGAGAAGAGAACUAUUUGAGAAGUACACAUCUGAGGAGGUUUCUCUCCAGCAGCUCGUCUCUCUCGUCCGGGAACACAUCCGGGAAAUGGAAAUGAAGGCUCGAACGCAGGUCACUUUCCAAGGUCUGCGGGGUGCCGUGCCUGCGGUCUGGCUGCUUGACACUGGCAUCAUUUCAGAGAAGACCUUUGCCGAGCUGGCUCAGGGGAGGACCACGGCCAGAGAGGUCUCCGAGAUGGAGAGCGUGAGGAAGUACCUGCGAGGGACGGGGGCCAUCGCUGGGGUUCUUCUUCAGUCCUCCGGAGAGAAGAUGGGCAUCUACCAAGCCAUGCAGAAGAGCCUCCUCCUGCCAGGCACGGGGGCCAGGCUGCUGGAGGCGCAGGCAGCCACAGGCUCCAUCACAGACCCAGCCGGGAACCGGAGGCUGGACGUUGCGGAGGCCGUCCGGGCUGGCCUUGUGGGCCAAGAACUGGUGGAGCGGCUGUCACAGGCUGAGAGAGCGCUGGUGGGCUACCCCGACCCCUACUCGGGAAAGCCAAUCUCUGUGUGCCAAGCCAUCAGGAAGGAACUGAUUGCUGCCACCGCUGGCAUCCCCUUGCUUGAGGCUCAGCUGGCGGCAGGAGGAGUGAUCGAUCCCAUUCACGGCCUUCACCUUCCCCUCCCCGCUGCCUACAAACAUGGCUUCUAUGACGAAGACAUGCACAAGGUCCUUUCUCAGCACGGCGAGGACACGUGUGUCUUCUUUGACCCAAACACGCAGGAGAGCCUGACCUAUCAGCAGCUGAAGGACCGGUGCACCCGGGAUGCUGAGACGGGGCUCUUGCUACUCCCCCUCUCUGACGAGGCCGCUUUCUAUGGGGACAGGCAUGCCAUGGAGGUCCUGAAAUCUCUCAGGGUCGGGGUCAACAUUGGGCGGUACAAAGGUCAAGAGGUUUCUCUGUGGGACUUGCUCAACUCUGAGUACAUCGACGAUGCCAAGCGGAGAGAGCUGGUGCUGACCUUCAAGGAGGAGAACGCUGAGGCGCUUCAGGAGAUAGCAACGGCCAUUACCAAGAUCAUUGCAGAGACGGAGCGUCAGGGCAAGCGGUUCGCCUUCCAGGGUCUGCGCAAGAAGGUCUCCGCCAGCGACCUCUUCCAGUCGCAGCUCAUAGACAAGGGGACUCUGGACGAACUGAGCCAGGGAAAGAAAACGGUCCAGGAAGUCACCGAGAUGGACUCUGUCCGGCAGUACCUGGAGGGAGGGAACUUCAUCGCCGGAGUCCUUCUUCAGCCCAGCCAGGAAAGGAUGAGCAUCUGCCGGGCCAUGAGGCAGGGUCUGCUCCGGCCAGGAGCCGCUCUGGUGCUGCUGGAGGCCCAAGCGGCCACGGGGUUCCUCCUUGACCCUGUGAAGAACAAGAAGCUGUCGGUCGACGAGGCCCUGUCUUCAGGGCUGAUUGGAAGAGAGGUCUAUGAAAAGCUGCUGAGCGCAGAGAAGGCAGUGACGGGGUACACAGACCCCUACACCAAGGAGAGGAUUUCCCUCUUUGAGGCCAUGAACCAGGAGCUGAUUGUGAGAAGCCACGGCAUACGCCUGCUUGAGGCCCAGAUUGCCACCGGGGGCAUCAUUGAUCCCGUCCACAGCCACCGCAUCCCCGUGGAAGUGGCCUACAGGCGAGGCUACUUUGACGAAGAACUCAACCGAAUCCUCUUAGAUCCCACAGACGACACAAAGGGCUUUUUUGAUCCCAACACACACGAGAACCUCACUUACCUGCAGCUGCUGGAACGAUGCGUCAAAGACCCAGAGACAGGGCUAUAUAUGCUGCAAGUAGUCCGAAGAGGCGGAAGAUACUUCUACAUUGAUGAGGCCACCAAACAGUUUCUGAAAUCACAGCCUAUGGAGAUGCACCUGGGCAGGUACAAAGGCCAGGCUGUCUCCAUGUGGGACCUCCUGUGCUCUCCAUACAUCCAUGAGGAGAAAAGGAAAGAGUUGGUGAGUCAGUAUAAGGAUAAGAGACUGACCCUAGAACAGCUUGGGAAUGCAAUUACUGCUGUUGUUAAGGAAACAGAGAGGAAAGCUCAGGCUUUUUGCCUGGAAGGACUCAGGCAGGAGGUGUCGGCUGCAGAUCUGUUCAAUGCUGAGAUCAUUGACAAGAAAACUCUGGACGGUCUUAAUCGGAGCAGCUUCCAACAACUUGCCCAGAAGGACUAUGUGAAACGUUUCCUGGAGGGAACUGGCUGCAUUGCUGGCGUCUUAGUGGGAACCAGCAGGCAGAAGAUGAGCAUCUAUGAAGCCAUGAAGAGGGGACUUCUCUCACCAGAAAACGCUCUGAUGCUCUUGGAAGCCCAGGCAGCCACUGGAUUCAUUGUUGACCCGGUGAAGAAGAAAUCCUUGUCUGUGGAGCAGGCCAUCUCUGCAGGGCUGGUGGGCAAGGAGGUCCACCAGCAGCUUCUUCUGGCAGAGAGGGCUGUCACUGGCUAUCCGGACCCUUCCAUGGGGGAGAAAGCAUCUCUCUACCAGGCCAUGAAGAGAAACCUUGUUGACAGAGGCCUUGCUCUCAGGCUCCUGGAGGCCCAGAUGGCCACGGGUGGCAUCGUUGACCCCUUCCACAGCCACCGCAUCCCAGUGGAGGUGGCCUACAAGCGGGGCCAUUUGGAUGACAACACCUUCCUCUUGCUUUCUGAUGCAGAGCAUGCUGCCAAAGGCUUUGUGGACCCCAAUACUCAGGAGAAGAUCUCCUACACACAACUGCUUCCCAGGUGUGUCCGAGACCCAGAGACAGGCAUGUACCUCCUCCAGCUGCUGGACAAGAAGGAAUAUUUCUAUGUGGAUGAGGUUACGAAAAACAUUCUCUCGUCCACCAAAGUCAACGUAACCCUUGGGAAAUACAAAGGUCAGAGCGUCUCUCUGUGGGAGCUUCUUUCCUCAGACUACGUUAACGAAGAGAAGAGGAAGGAGCUGAUCAAAAAGUACAAGUCCGAGUCCUCGGCCAUUCUGCAACACAUUGUGAAUGAGAUCAUGAACAUAAUAAAAGAAAAAGAAGCAAACAGAAGAGACAUCUGGUUCCAAGGGCUACGGAAACAAGUCACGGCUUCAGAAUUAUUGAAGGCCGACAUCAUUGGGGUGGACACCAUGAAGAACCUGGAAGAAGGGAAGCAGUCGGCGCAAGAUGUGGCCAAGAUAGAGUCCGUGAAGCAAUACUUGGAAGGCACAGGUUGCAUUGCCGGCGUGCUGGUCCCGUCCAGGGCUGACCCCUCCAAGGUGGAGAAGAUGGCCAUUUAUCAGGCCAUGUGGAAGGGCCUCCUGAGGCCGGGCACGGCGCUGGUCCUGCUGGAGGCCCAGGCCGCCACCGGGUUCAUCACUGACCCACUGACGAACAGGAAGCUCUCUGUGGAGGAAGCUGAUGCUGCAGGGCUGGUGGGGCCAGAGAUCCUCCACAAGCUCCUGGCUGCAGAGAAAGCCGUCACGGGCUACACAGAUCCAAACACUGGGAAGAAGAUCUCCCUCUUUCAGGCCUUGAAAAAAGAGCUCAUCCUCAAAGAACACGGCAUACGCUUACUGGAGGCCCAGAUUGCUACUGGGGGCAUCAUUGACCCAGUCAACAGCCACCGUGUCCCUGUCGAGGUGGCCUACAAACGGGGCUACUUUGAUGAGGAAAUGAACCAGAUCCUCUUGGACCCCAACGAGGAUACCAAGGGCUUCUUUGAUCCCAACACGCAUGAGAACCUGACAUACAAGCAACUGCUCAAGAGAUGUAUUCUUGACCCAGACACUGGACUGAGGAUGCUUCAAGUCCAACCCGAUGCUUCCAGCGCCUUCUAUUUGGAUGAACAUGUGAAGAAGACUUUGAAGUCAACAACCACCAGAGUUAGUGAGGGCUGCUUCCAAGGACAGGAGACUUCUGUUUGGGACCUUCUCUUCUCCGGAUACGUCACUGACAGGAAAAGGGAAGAAAUACUCACAGAGUUCAGAGCUGGAACACUCACUAUUCAUGAAAUUAUAACUAUUCUCGUAUCCACCAUCAAAGAGAAGGAAAAUAAGGAAAACGUAUUGAAAACUACAAAAAUGGCUAGAAACCUAGAAAGUGCUGACAGAAAACAGCCAACUUUGUGGGAGGUUCUCUUUUCUGGGAAUAUCUCAGAAUUUAGACGGGAGGAGCUUCUGAACCAGUUCCGAAACGGCAGCCUGACCCUGGAGGAGCUGACCAAUGUCCUUCAUGCACUCCUGACCGAGGCUAAGGCUGGAAAGACGAAGGACCCCAUAGCAUCAGAAACAUCCAGGCAUACGGCUCACCGUGAUGAUGAUGAUGAUGACCUUGACCAAAAAGAGGGAGAGGAUGAUGAUAAAGAGAGUGUGGUGCUUGGAGAAAAAGAGAAGGCUCUGAAGUCUCGUCUGGUUGAAGUAGCAGCUGGGGAGUUCCAUGGUCAGAAGGUUUCUAUUUGGCAGAUUCUCCACUCCAAGUACAUCCCUGAAGAGAAGCGGAAAGAGCUCUUGAGAUACUAUAAAUUCGGCGUCCUCACCAUUGAGCAAAUGGAAACUAUAGUCACUGCCAUUGUGAACCGAACAGAAGAAGAGAAGAGAAAGAAAGAAUCGGGUGCAGGACACGGUCAUGAGGACCACUGGGAAGACGCUUUGAGGAAUCACACCGUUGUCCUGCAUGUUGGAGAGUUCCAGGGUCAGGAGAUCACCCUUUGGGAUCUCUUGUUUUCACAGUAUGUUCCAGAACCUCAAAGGGAGGAACUCUUGAUGAAAUACCAUUAUGGACUCCUGAGUAUUGAAGAGAUGAUUGUCCUUUUGGCCCCACUGCUCACACAGAAGGAGUCAUGUGAGGUUAAAGAAGCCAAUUAUGGUGGCAGUCCAGCAAGAGGGAGGUCUCAUCCUCAGGAAAGCAGAGCUCCACGUUCCACACAAGAUGUUGACCUCAAAAGCGCCUUGUGUCUGGUGAGCAUGGAAGUGCCGGUGGGCGAGUUCCAAGGGAGCAGGCGCUCCAUGUGGGAGCUCCUUUUCUCCAAAUAUGUGACUGAGAAGAAACGACAAGCACUCCUGGAGAACUAUGAAGCAGGAUUGAUGAGUUCUGAGGAACUUGUCAGAAUCAUCAAAAGUUUGAUUGAGGAGAUGGAGAAGAAGAGCAACCAGCUGAAGUUCUCCGGGCUGCGGAGGCAAGUGUCGGCCUCAGAACUCUUCGACUCCCAGAUCAUUGACCAGGAUACCCUGUCUGAGCUCUCCCAGGGCACCAAGACCGUGGAAGACAUCACCAACAUGGAUUCGGUCAAACGAUACCUGGAAGGCAGAAGCUGCAUCGCUGGGGUACUCGUCCCAUCCAGGUCUGACCCCUCCAAGAUGGAGAAGGUGACCAUCUACCAGGCCAUGUGGAAGAACAUUCUGAGGCCGGGCACUGCCCUGGUGCUACUGGAGGCCCAGGCCGCCACCGGGUUCAUCACUGACCCUCUACAGAACAGAAAACUCUCAGUUGAAGAAGCUGUCUCUGCCGAGCUGGUGGGCGCAGAGUUGCGGGAGAAGCUCCUCUCCGCAGAGAGGGCCGUGACCGGCUACAAAGACCCCUACACAGGCAACAAGAUCUCCCUUUUCCAGGCCAUGAAGAAGGGCCUCAUUAUCAAAGACCACGGCAUCCGCCUUCUGGAGGCCCAGAUUGCCACCGGGGGCAUCAUUGACCCUGUGCAAAGCCACCGCCUCCCUGUGGAGGUGGCCUACCAGCGGGGCUACUUUGACGAGGAGAUGAACCGGAUCCUCUCGGACCCUACCGAUGACACCAAGGGCUUCUUUGACCCCAACACUCAGGAAAACUUGACGUACAUGCAGCUCCUGCAGCGCUGUCUCCCCGAUCCCGAGACGGGCCUGCUGAUGCUUCACGUGAUGGACAAGUCCGCCUUCUCCUUCCAUCUCACAGAGAAAACGAGGAGGUCCUUGCAGACUGCCAAGACCAGAGUGGAUGUGGAGCUCUUCCAGGGGCAGGAGGUCUCUGUCUGGGAUCUCCUCUUCUCCAGAUACAUUCCUCCCCAGAAGAGGCAGGAGUUGCUCAGCCAGUACAAGCAAGGAACCAUUGCCUUGGAAGACCUGACCCAGAUCCUCACUACCAUUGUCACCGAGACGGAGGAGAAGCGCAUCGAGUUAGCCAGGCAGCAGCAAGCUCCCAGCACAUCAGAUGUAACAUCCCCAAAAGACAGGGAUGUUGAAGGGAACUGGCAGAAGACCUUGCAGUCCACUACUAUCGAAAUGCCUGCUGGAGAGAACCAGGGUCAGGUGGUUGCUGUGUGGGACCUGCUCUUCUCCAAGUACCUAUCAGAAGAAAAGAGGACAGAGUUACUGGAUUUGUCCCAAAGGGGGUUGAUACCUGUAGACCAGCUGGUGAACAUCCUCAUUGCCCUGGUCAAGAAGGGAGAAGCCACAAGACGGAAAUUUGAUAUAAAAGUCUUGGGUCCAGGCAGAGGUGCAGAUCAUGAUGAUGGUGAUGAGGAUGACGACGACGACCUUGACAAAGAGGAGGGAGAAGAUGAGGAUGAGGAUACUGUGAUGCUGAGAGAGAAAGAGAAGAUCCUGAAGUCUCGGCUGGUUGAAGUAAAGGCUGGGGAAUUCCACGGACGGAAGGUUUCUGUUUGGCAGAUUCUCCACUCCAAGUACAUCCCUGAAGAGAAGCGGAAAGAGCUCUUGAGAUACUAUAAAUCCGGCAUCCUCACCAUUGAGCAAAUGGAAACUAUAGUCACUGCCAUUGUGAACCGAACAGAAGAAGAGAAGAAAAAGAAAGACUCGGGUGCAGGACUCGGUCAUGAGGACCACUGGGAAGACACUUUGAGGAAUCACACAGUUGUCCUGCAUGUUGGAGAGCUCCAGGAAAAGGAGGUCUCCCUCUGGGACCUCUUGUUUUCACAGUAUGUUCCAGAACCUCAAAGGGAGGAACUCUUAAUGAAAUACCAUUAUGGACUUCUGAGCAUUGAAGAGAUUAUUGUUCUUUUGGCCCCGCUGCUCACACAGAAGAAGUCAGGUGAUAUUAAUGAAGCUGAAGAUGGUGGCGGUCCAACAAGAGGGAGGUCUCAUCCUCAGGAAGGCAGAGCUCCACGUUCCACACAAGAUGUUGACCUCAAAAGCGCCUUGUGUCUGGUGAGCAUGGAAGUGCCGGUGGGCGAGUUCCAAGGGAGCAGGCGCUCCAUGUGGGAGCUCCUUUUCUCCAAAUAUGUGACCGAGAAGAAACGGCAAGCGCUCCUGGAGAACUAUGAAGCAGGAUUGAUGAGUUCUGAGGAACUUGUCAGAAUCAUCAAAAGUUUGAUUGAGGAGAUGGAGAAGAAGAGCAACCAGCUGAAGUUCUCAGGGCUGCGGAGGCAAGUGUCAGCCUCAGAACUCUUCGACUCCCAGAUCAUUGACCAGGAUACCCUGUCUGAGCUCUCCCAGGGCACCAAGACCGUGGAAGACAUCACCAACAUGGAUUCGGUCAAACGAUACCUGGAAGGCAGAAGCUGCAUCGCUGGGGUGCUCAUCCCAUCCAGGUCUGACCCCUCCAAGAUGGAGAAGGUGACCAUCUACCAGGCCAUGUGGAAGAACAUUCUGAGGCCGGGCACUGCCCUGGUGCUACUGGAGGCCCAGGCCGCCACCGGGUUCAUCACUGACCCUCUACAGAACAGAAAACUCUCCGUUGAAGAAGCUGUCUCUGCCGAGCUGGUGGGCGCAGAGUUGCGGGAGAAGCUCCUCUCCGCAGAGAGGGCCGUGACCGGCUACAAAGACCCCUACACAGGCAACAAGAUCUCCCUUUUCCAGGCCAUGAAGAAGGGCCUCAUUAUCAAAGACCACGGCAUCCGCCUUCUGGAGGCCCAGAUUGCCACCGGGGGCAUCAUUGACCCUGUGCAAAGCCACCGCCUCCCUGUGGAGGUGGCCUACCAGCGGGGCUACUUUGACGAGGAGAUGAACCGGAUCCUCUCGGACCCUACCGAUGACACCAAGGGCUUCUUUGACCCCAACACUCAGGAAAACUUGACGUACAUGCAGCUCCUGCAGCGCUGUCUCCCCGAUCCCGAGACGGGCCUGCUGAUGCUUCACGUGAUGGACAAGUCCGCCUUCUCCUUCCAUCUCACAGAGAAAACGAGGAGGUCCUUGCAGACUGCCAAGACCAGAGUGGAUGUGGAGCUCUUCCAGGGGCAGGAGGUCUCUGUCUGGGAUCUCCUCUUCUCCAGAUACAUUCCUCCCCAGAAGAGGCAGGAGUUGCUCAGCCAGUACAAGCAAGGAACCAUUGCCUUGGAAGACCUGACCCAGAUCCUCACUACCAUUGUCACCGAGACGGAGGAGAAGCGCAUCGAGUUAGCCAGGCAGCAGCAAGUUCCAAGCACGCUGGAUGUAACAUCCCCGAAAGACGAUACACGGGUCGAAGAGAACUGGCAGAAGAUCUUGCAGUCCGCCACUAUCGAAAUGCCUGCUGGAGAGAACCAGGGUCAGGUGGUUGCUGUGUGGGACCUGCUCUUCUCCAACUACCUAUCAGAAGAAAAGAGGACAGAGUUACUGGAUUUGUUCCAAAGAGGGUUGAUACCUGUAGACCAGCUGGUGAACAUCCUCAUUGCCCUGGUCAAGAAAAAAGAAGCCACAAGAAGGAAAUUUGAUAUUAAAGUCUUGGGUCCAGGCAGAGGUGCGGAACACGGUGAUGAUGACGACGAUGACGACCUUGACAAAGAGGAGGGAGAAGAUGACCUUGAGGAUACUGCGGUGCUGGGAGAGAAAGAGAAGGCCCUGAAAUCUCGGCUGGUUGAGGUAGCGGCUGGGGAAUUCCACGGACGGAAGGUUUCCGUUUGGGAGAUUCUCCACUCCAAGUACAUCCCCGAAGAGAAGCGGAAAGAGCUCUUGAGAUACUAUAAAUCUGGCAUUCUCACAAUUGACCAAAUGGAAACUAUAGUCACUGCUAUUGUUAACCGAACAGAGAAAGAGGGGAAGAGAAAGGAAGAAUCGGGUGCUGAUCACGGUGGUGAAGAUGAUGAUGACCUUGACAAAGAGGAGGGAGAAGAUGACGAUGAGGAUACUGUGAUGCUGGGAGAGAAAGAGAAACUCCUGAAGUCUCGUCUGGUUGAAGUAGCGGCUGGGGAAUUCCACGGACGGAAGGUUUCCAUUUGGGAGAUUCUCCACUCCAAGUACAUUCCUGAGGAGAAGCUGAAAGAGCUCUUGAGAUACUAUAAAUCCGGCAUUCUCACCAUUGACCAAAUGGAAACUAUAGUCACUUCUAUUGUUAACCGAACAGAGAAAGAGGGGAAGAGAAAGGAAGUAUCGGGUCCUGAUCACGGUGGUGAGGAUGAUGACGACGACCUUGACAAAGAGGAAGGAGAAGAUGACAAUGAGGAUCCUGUGGAGCUGGGAGAGAAAGAGAAGACCCUGAAGUCCCGUCUGGUUACAGUAGCAGCUGGGGAGUUCCAUGGACAGAAGGUUUCCAUCUGGGAGGUCCUCCACUCGAAGUACAUCCCUGAGGAGAAGCGGAAGGAACUCUUGAAACUCUACAAAUCUGGCAUUCUCAGCACUGACCAAAUGGAAACUGUAGUCACCUCCAUCGUCAACAGAACAGAGGAGGAGAAGAGAAAAGAAGAGUCAGGUUCAACCCAGAGUCAUGAGAGCCAAUGGGAAGACACUUUGCAGAACCACACCGUUGUCCUCCACGUUGGAGAGUUCCAGGGCCAGGAGGUCUCCCUCAGGGAUCUCCUCUUCUCCCAAUACAUUUCUGAUGGAAAAAGAGAGGAACUUCUAGGCAUAUAUAGAGCUUGUCAGUUAACUCCAGAGGAACUCACUGCAGUCCUAUCUGCCCUAAUUACUCAAGUGGUAGGUGAAAGGAAAGAAUGUUCAGCACCAGGCUCAAUGCCUCCUGGUAUCAUGUCAUCUGGAAAGAAUGAGGAUGGCAACAGUACUGAAUUUGGGGGAAAAGAGCAAGCAUUGAAGUCUCGGAUGAUAGAAGUAACAACUGGGGACCUCCAUGGACAGAAGGUCUCAAUCUGGGAAAUUCUCCACUCUAAGUACAUCCCUGAGGAGAAGCAGAAGGAGCUCUUACAACUCUAUAAAUCUGGCAUCCUCACCAUUGACCAGGUGGAAAGUGUAGUCACUGCAGUUGUCAACAGAACAGAAGAGAAGGAACACAUUUCUCAUCCUAGAGAUCACUCAGCUAGUCCAGGAGAAGCUCCAAUCCCAGAGUCUACAUACUAUGACUUUGUCCAUCACACUUUGAGACAGGAAAAUGUCGAUGUAACCAUCCGUGAAAUCCAAGACGAGAGGUCUUCUCUCUGGGAUCCUUACUUUUCACAGUGUGUCUCUAAUUUCAAGAAGGAGGAAGUUUUGCACCGACACGGAUCACCAACAGUGAGUGUGAAGGAAUGCGUUAAAAGCAUUACAACUCUUAUGACAGACACUGAAGACCAAGCCACCAGGCCAGAAAGAAAUGAAUUUACUGUUAUGGAAACCCAAAUGGCACCACAAACAGCCAGAGCAUCUGAGACAGAACACCAAGAUGGAACAGAGCUUACCCUGAAAUCGAGGCUGAUCCACCUGCCUACAGACAGCUUCUGCAAGGAAGGCGUUUCAUUGUGGGAUGGACUCCAUUCUGAUCAUAUUCCAGAGGAGAAGAAAAAGAAGCUCUUGCAGCUCUACAACUUAGGCAUUCUCACCAUCGACCAAAUGGAAACUGCAGUCACUGCCCUAGUCAACCGAACAGAAGGGGAGGAGACGGAAGAAGAAUCCCAUGCACUUGAGGACCACUGGAGAGAUACUUUGCAGAAUCACACUGUGGUCCUGAAUGUUGGUAGAUUCCAGAACCAUGAAGUCUCUCUCUGGGAUCUCCUUCACUCCCAGGACAUUCCUCAGGAAAAGCGGGAAGGGCUCCUGAACCAAUUCCGAAAGGGCAGCCUGACGUUGGAGGAGCUCAGCAACAUCCUCAGUAGCCUCCUUGCAGAAGCCAAAGCUGGAAAGGUGGAGCAACCUUCAGCAUCUGAAGUGUCCAGACUUUUGGAUGAUGAUGAUGAUGAUGAUGCCAUUGACAAAGAGGAGGGAGAGGAGGACAACAAGGAUACUGUUGUGCUUGGAGAGAAAAGGAAGGCCCUGAAAUCCCGUCUGGUGACAGUAGCAGCUGGGGAGUUCUACGGAAAGAAGGUUUCCAUCUGGGAGGUUCUCCACUCCAAGUACAUCCCUAAAGAGAAGCGGAAGGAGCUCUUGACACUCUACAAAUUUGGCAUCCUCAGCACUGACCAAAUGAAAACCGUAGUCACUGCCAUAGUUAACCGAACGGAGGCGGAGAAGAGAAAGGAAGAGUCGGGUGCUGGGCAUGGUCAUGAGAGCCACUGGGAAGACACUUUGCGGAAUCACACUGUUGUCCUGCAUGUUGGUGACUUCCAGGGUCAGGAGAUGCCCCUCUGGAAUCUCCUCUUCUCCCAGUACAUCCCAGAGGAGAAGCGAGAAGAGCUUCUGAGACAACACCGAAACGGCAGCUUGAAUCCUGAGGAACUCGCCAAUAUCCUCAGUGGCCUCCUUGCAGAGGCAAAGGUUGAAGAGGGGAAGCACCAUACAACACCAGAGACAACCAGAGAUACGGAUGAUGGGGAUGAUGAUGAUGAUGAUGCACUUGGCAAAGAGGAGGGAGAGGAAGAGGAGGAUCCUGUGGAGCUUGGAGAGAAAGAGAAGGCCCUGAAGUCCCGUCUGGUUACAGUAGCCGCCGGGGAGUUCCAUGGACAGAAGGUUUCCAUCUGGGAGGUUCUCCACUCCAAGUACAUACCUGAAGAGAAGCAGAAGGAGCUCUUGAAACUCUACAAAUCUGGCAUCCUCAGCACUGACCAAAUGGAAACCGUGGUCACUUCCAUCGUCAACAGAACAGAGGAGGAGAAGAGAAAAGAAGAACCAGGAGCUGCCCACAGUCAUGAGGACCAAUGGGAAGACGCUUUGCGGAAUCACACUGUUAUCCUGAAUGUCGGUGAGUUCCAGGGUCAGGAAAUGCCCCUCCGGAAUCUCCUCUUCUCUCAAUACAUCCCAGAGGUGAAGCGAGAAGAGCUUCUGAGACAACACCAAAACGGCAACCUGAGUCUCGAGGAACUCGCCAAUAUCCUCAGUAGCUUCCUUGCAGAGACAAAAGUUGAAGAGAGGAAGCACCAUACAACACCAGAGACAACCAGAGAUACUGAUGAUGGGGAUGAUGAUGAUGAUGCACUUGGCAAAGAGGAGGGAGAGGAAGAGGAGGAUCCCGUGGAGCUGGGAGAGAAAGAGAAGGCCCUGAAGUCCCGUCUGGUUACAGUAGCCGCCGGGGAGUUCCACGGACAGAAGGUUUCCAUCUGGGAGGUUCUCCACUCCAAGUACAUCCCUGAGGAGAAGCAGAAGGAGCUCUUGAAACUCUACAAAUCUGGCAUCCUCAGRACUGACCAAAUGGAAACUGUGGUCACUUCCAUCGUCAACAGAACAGAGGAGGAGAAGAGAAAAGAAGACUCGGGUGCUGGGCACGGUCAUGAGGACCAAUGGGAAGACGCAUUGCGGAAUCACACUGUUAUCCUGAAUGUCGGUGAGUUCCAGGGUCAGGAGAUGCCCCUCUGGAAUCUCCUAUUCUCCCAGUACAUCCCAGAGGAGAAGCGAGAAGAGCUUCUGAGACAACACCGAAACGGCAGCUUGAAUCCUGAGGAACUCGCCAAUAUCCUCAGUGGCCUCCUUGCAGAGGCAAAAGUUGAAGAGGGGAAGCACCAUACAACACCAGAGACAAGCAUUGAUACUCAUGAUGGGGAUAAUGAUGAUGAUGAUGCACUUGGCCAAGAGGAGGGAGAGGAUGAGGAGGAUCCUGUGGAGCUCGGAGAGAAAGAGAAGGCCUUGAAGUCCCGUCUGGUUACAGUAGCAGCUGGGAAGUUCCACGGACAGAAGGUUUCCAUCUGGGAGGUUCUCCACUCCUCGUACAUCCCUGAGGAGAAGCAGAAGGAGCUCUUGAAACUCUACAAAUCUGGCAUCCUCAGCACUGACCAAAUGGAAACCGUAGUCACUUCCAUCGUCAACAGAACAGAGGAGGAGAAGAGAAAAGAAGAACCAGGAGCUGCCCACAGUCAUGAGGACCAGUGGGAAGACGCUUUGCGGAAUCACACUGUUAUACUGAAUGUUGGUGAGUUCCAGGGUCAGGAAAUGCCCCUCCGGAAUCUCCUCUUCUCUCAAUACAUCCCACAGGAGAAGCGAGAAGAGCUUUUGAGACAACACCAAAACGGCAACCUGAGUCUCGAGGAACUCGCCAAUAUCCUCAGUAGCUUCCUUGCAGAGACAAAAGUUGAAGAGAGGAAGCACCAUACAACACCAGAGACAACCAGAGAUACUGAUGAUGGGGAUGAUGAUGAUGAUGCACUUGGCAAAGAGGAGGGAGAGGAAGAGGAGGAUCCCGUGGAGCUGGGAGAGAAAGAGAAGGCCCUGAAGUCCCGUCUGGUUACAGUAGCCGCCGGGGAGUUCCACGGACAGAAGGUUUCCAUCUGGGAGGUUCUCCACUCCAAGUACAUCCCUGAGGAGAAGCAGAAGGAGCUCUUGAAACUCUACAAAUCUGGCAUCCUCAGUACUGACCAAAUGGAAACUGUGGUCACUUCCAUCGUCAACAGAACAGAGGAGGAGAAGAGAAAAGAAGACUCGGGUGCUGGGCACGGUCAUGAGGACCAAUGGGAAGACGCAUUGCGGAAUCACACUGUUAUCCUGAAUGUCGGUGAGUUUCAGGGUCAGGAGAUGCCCCUCUGGAAUCUCCUCUUCUCCCAGUACAUCCCAGAGGAGAAGCGAGAAGAGCUUUUGAGACAACACCGAAACGGCAACCUGAAUCCAGAGGAACUCACCAAUAUUGUCAAUGGCCUCCUUGCAGAGCCUACAGUCGGAGAGAAGAAGCACCACAUGACACCUGACACAACCAGAGACACUGAUGAAGUGGAUAAUGACAAAGAGGCACUUGACAAAGAGGAGGGAGAGGACGAGGAGGAUCCUGUGGAGCUGGGAGAGAAAGAGGAGGCCCUGAAGUCCCAUCUGGUUACAGUGGCGGCUGGGGAGUUCCAUGGACAGAAGGUUUCCAUCUGGGAGGUCCUCCACUCAAAGUACAUCCCUGAGGAGAAACAGAAGGAGCUCUUGAAACUCUACAAAUCUGGCAUCCUCAGUAUUCACCAAAUGGAAACCGUAGUCACCUCCAUCGUCAACAGAACAGAGGAGGAAAAGAGAAAAGAAGAGUCGGCUGCCACCCACAGUCAUGAGGACCAAUGGGAAGACACUUUGCGGAAUCACACAGUUAUCCUGAAUGUUGGUGAGUUCCAGGACCAGGAGAUGCCCCUCUGGAAUCUUCUCUUCUCCCUGUACAUCCCUGAGGAGAAGCGAGAAGAACUUCUGAGACAACACCGAAACGGCAACCUGAAUCCAGAGGAACUCACCAAUAUUGUCAGUGGCCUCAUUGCAGAGUCUACAGUCGGAGAAGAGAAGCACCACACGACACCUGACACAACCAGAGACACUGAUGAUGUGGAUAAUGACAAUGAGGCACUUGGCAAAGAUGAGUUAGAGGACGAGGAGGAUCCUGUGGAGCUGGGAGAGAAAGAGAAGGCCCUGAAGUCCCGCCUGGUUACAGUGGCGGCUGGGGAGUUCCAUGGACAGAAGGUUUCCAUCUGGGAGGUCCUCCACUCCAAGUACAUCCCUGAGGAGAAACAGAAGGAACUCUUGAAACUCUACAAAUCUGGCAUCCUCAGUAUUGACCAAAUGGAAACCGUAGUCACCUCCAUCGUCAACAGAACAGAGGAGGAAAAGAGAAAAGAAGACUCGGGUGCCCCCCACAGUCAUGAGGACCAAUGGGAAGACACUUUGCGGAAUCACACAGUUAUCCUGAAUGUUGGUGAGUUCCAGGGCCAGGAGAUGCCCCUCUGGAAUCUUCUCUUCUCCCAGUACAUCCCUGAGGAGAAGCGAGAAGAACUUCUGAGACAACACCGAAACGGCAACCUGAAUCCAGAGGAACUCACCAAUAUUGUCAGUGGCCUCCUUGCAGAGUCUACAGUCGGAGAAGAGAAGCACCACACGACACCUGACACAACCAGAGACACUGAUGAUGUGGAUAAUGACAAUGAGGCACUUGGCAAAGAUGAGUUAGAGGACGAGGAGGAUCCUGUGGAGCUGGGAGAGAAAGAGGAGGCCCUGAAGUCCCGUCUGGUUACAGUGGCGGCUGGGGAGUUCCACGGACAGAAGGUUUCCAUCUGGGAGGUCCUCCACUCCAAGUACAUCCCUGAGGAGAAGCGGAAGGAGCUCUUGAAACUCUACAAAUCUGGCAUCCUCGGCAUUGACCAAAUGGAAACCGUAGUCACCUCCAUCGUCAACAGAACAGAGGAGGAGAGUUCCAGCAAAGCUAUUUGUUGUAGCAGCCCCAGAGAGGAGGCAAGAUCAUUGGACACAAUUCAGAAUAUUUCCUCACCUGAGUCUUCCUCUUUGGAAGAUGCACUGCGGUCAGAGAGCUUCGUGGUGCCCAUUGGUGAGUUUGAGGGGCAACAGAUGUCUUGCUGGGACGUCCUCUCUUCCAAAUACAUCUCAGAAGAAAAGAAGCAGGAACUUCUCAGCAGACUCAGAGGAGAAGACCUCCAUGUUCCAGAUCUGGUCAACCUCCUCACCAACGUCAUCAUAGAAACUGAAAGGACAAAGGCAGAGGAGCCUGGCAGUGCUGCCGAGGGGGGCUUGGUGGAGGAAAGUGGAGACGGGGAGGCCCAGGAGGAGCUGAGGGCCCGGCAGCAGCAGCUGAAGAGGUCCCUGCGGACCACCUUGGUCCCCAUGUCAGUGGGUGAGUUCAAGGGCCAGAGGGUGUGUGUGCUGGACCUCCUGUUCUCCAAAUAUGUCCCGCAGGACAAGCGGCAAGAGCUACUUGAGGAGUACAGAGCGGGGACGCUGGCCCUCCACGAGAUGGUCUCCACGAUCACCGCCAUGAUUGAAGAGGCCGAGAGCAAGCGGGGAAAGCGGGGCGUGAGGAAGAAGAUGUCCUGCAUGAAAGGGAAGCUCUGCUGGUCAGACCGCGGCACCUACCCAGAAACCCCCCGCUGGCUGAGGAGAGUACCCCCCAAAGACCCUCAAGAAGACAACUGCCACCUCCGCGCCAUGCCUCAGGAUAAGCGCGCAUCCGCGCGGGACCCCACAGAGGCUGGGCCCCCAAUUAUGCAGGUGCGGGAGGAGCCCCGCUGGCCGCUGCCCCCACUGGCGGAUCCUGAGAAGGAGCAGGUGAUUGCGGGGGUGCUGAAGGAGCCCGGCCGGGAGCGGCUGAGCAUCCACCAGGCCACGCAACGGGGACUCCUGACCCACGGGACGGGCCUGGCCCUGCUGGAGCAUCAGGCAGCCUCCGGGUACAUCGUGGACAUGGCCAAAGGCCGGCUGCUUUCCGUCCGGGACGCGGCCAACGCUGGUCUCCUGGACCGGGAGCUCUACAACACGCUGCUGGUGGCCGAGAAGGCCGUGACGGGCUACACCGACCCCUACACGGGCUGUAAGCUCUCCCUCUUCCAGGCCAUGCGCAAGGGUCUACUGGUCAAGGAGCACGCCCUCCGGCUGCUGGAGGCCCAGGCGGCCACAGGGGGGCUCAUCCACCCACUGCACAGCCACCGCCUGCCCCCCGAGGUGGCCUAUCGUUGGGGCUACCUGGACGCCGAGACCUUCCGGCUGCUCUCCGACCCGGCCGGCCACACCAAGCGCUGCUUCGACCCCAACGCCCGGGAGAACCUCUCCUACCGGCAGCUGCUCCCGCGGUGCCUUCCGGAUCCCAAGUCAGGCCUCCUGAUACUCCCGGUGGCCGACAAGGGGACCGUCCACCUGGACGAGGGCCAGCGCCGGUGCCUGAAGGCGGCAGUCACGCGAGUCCCUGGGGGGCUCUUCGGGAGCAGCGAGGUUGCCCUGUGGGAUGUGCUCUUCUCCCGCUACAUCCAGCGCCACAAGCGUCAAGAGCUCUUGCGCCAGUACAAGGCUGGGAUGUUGACCCUGCCAGACCUGGCCCAGAUCCUGGCUGCCAUGGUGGCCGAGGCCGAGGCUGGGAACAGGGAGGGCGGACCACCUGCGCCAGAGCGGGAGAAGAGCAAGCCGAGGCGCAAGGGGACAGAGAAGGCCCUGAAGGCCCGGGCGACUACUGUCCCGGCGGGUGAGUUCCACGGGCGGAAGGUCUCCGUGUGGGACCUCCUCCACUCCAAGUAUGUCCCCAAGAGGAAGAGGAAGGAGCUCUUGCAGCUCUACAAAUCCGGCGUCCUCACCGUGGACCAGAUGGAGACCGUGGUCACGGCCAUUGUGGCCAAAAUAGAGGAAGAGAAGGCUGAGGCAGUCAUGGCCGCUGUGGCAGCAAGCACUAGCCGGGAGGCGGGGGUCAGCAUCCUCCCCGGGGAAGACCAGCUGCGGCGGUCCUUGCGGAUGCUGCAGGUCCCAGUGGCCUUUGGGGAGUUUGGCGAGGAGAGCGUUCCGGCCCUUGACCUGCUCUACUCCAAGCAUUUCCCACAGGAGAAGCGGGAAGAGCUGGUGGAGCUGUACAGGACAGGGGUCUUGAGCCACGGUCAGAUGGCGGACGCCAUUCGCACCACAUUAGAGAGGGAGGCCGGGCACAGGAAGUCUUUCCUGAGGAGAAUCAAGAACCGUAGCCAAGCGGCUUCCCGGUCCAGGGAGCUACCCCUUGAGGCCAGCCCUCCUAUUGGUCAUCCUUCGGAUGCGCUGCUGAAGGCCAAGAUCAUCACCCUUCAAGCUGGAGAGCUGCAGGGGCAGCAGAUGUCCCUCUGGGACCUCCUCUUCUCUCAGUAUCUGACCAGGGAGAAGGCGGAAGAGCUGCUCCAGAAGCACCGUGACGGGAAGUUCAGCGCCUCGGAGCUGGCCUCCAUGCUGACCAUCCUGGUGGCACUCCACAACCUCUUCCACUCCCUGGAGCAGACACCCACCGGCCGCAGUGAAGGGCGUCCCACAGCCCAUGAGGCGCCCGGCCCGCUCCCGAAUCCCUCCGUCGAGGAGAAGAAAGAUGAUGACGAUGACGACGACGAUGAUGAUGACGACGAUGAGGAUGACGACGACAAGGAGGAGCAAGAGGAGGAGGACAAGAAAAAGGACGCCGUCUUGAAGGCCAGAAUGGUGCAAAUGGCUGUGGGCGAUUUCCGCGGGCGGAAGGUCUCUGUCUGGGACUUGCUCUACUCCAGGUACUUCCCAGAGAAGAAGAGGAAGGAGGUCUUGAAGCUCUACAGGAUUGGGAUCCUCACGGCCGACCAGGUGGAGACGGUGGCCACAGCAGUUGUGACCAGGGUGGCCGAAGAGGAGGCCAAGGCCGGCCGGAGCCCAUCCGCGGGGAGCCCGGAGGGAGGGGAGGUCCCUGAGGGCACGAGGUGUGGCUCUGUCUGGGAGCUGCUCUUCUCCCCUGAGGUCCCUGAGGCCAAGCGCCAAGACCUCCUGGCCAGGUACGUCACGGGAGCCCUCAGCGGGCCGGAGACCGCCUCCAUCCUGGGCGCCCUUGUCCUGGAGUCCCGCAAGCAGCGCAGCUGCCCCUGCCUCCCACACCUCUUGACCCCCUGGCACCUGGAGGGACCUUCCGGUCUGACCUCUGGGCCCCGGGGGGCCUCCGUGCACGACCUCCUCCUGGCUGCCGAGCAGGAGGCACACAACGCCGCCGCCGGACGGGUGACCCUCAGCGAGAUCACCGUAACCACCACCACUGUGGUCCAGGGGCCGGAGCAGAAGGCGGGCUAGCCUCGUAGUUGUGGUCCCAGCAGAGCCUGCAUUGUGGCCCCCAUUGAAGCCCCCUUCGGAGACGGGGGCGAAGGGGGCCAGGAAGGCUGGAAUGGGGCUGCCUGACCCCCUCCCUUCCUCAACUGGACAGGCUGGCGCCCAUCUUCCCUUCUGGCAGGGAAUGCCAAGUCACCCCUUCCGCUUGCAGAACGAGGAGGAGGAGGACCCCCAUGAACCCUCUCUCGCAAGGCCUGGGCCUGUCCCUCAUGGGCGUCCACAACCAGCACCUGCCAAAUGAAGGGGUCCUUGGACUGCUCUGAAAGG
Anolis sagrei ordinatus is the source of this 22431-nucleotide messenger RNA. The record is from RefSeq and is a predicted model, not a curated record. NCBI's taxonomy places the organism in Eukaryota, Metazoa, Chordata, Lepidosauria, Squamata, Anolidae.